Hyaena hyaena (striped hyena) is the source of this 4384-nucleotide messenger RNA. RefSeq names its product GRAM domain containing 4 (gene GRAMD4). The coding region runs from base 417 to 2153 and encodes 578 amino acids. The transcript is spliced from 20 exons. Gene Ontology annotation, biological process: negative regulation of toll-like receptor 9 signaling pathway; apoptotic process. Lineage: Eukaryota; Metazoa; Chordata; Mammalia; Carnivora; Hyaenidae. The record is from RefSeq and is a predicted model, not a curated record.
GCGCGCGACCUGGCGCCGCCGCCGCCGCCGCCGCCGCCGCCGCCGCCUCCGCGCUCGUGGCCGGGACCCGCGGGGCCGCCUCCUCCGGGCUCCCCGGCGCCGCUGGGCUCCCGGGCGUGCGGCAGGUGCAGCGCGGCCGCGCGGCCGGCAAGGGGGGCGCCGCGGCAGCGGGUGAAUGAGAGUUGGCCCCGAUCUCCGCGCAGGUGUGUCCCAUGGGCGACCAGGAUGUCCUUUUGGCUGAGCGUACAGCAGGCACGCUGGGCACACCCCGGCCGGGACUAAGACGGAUACUCUGUUCAACAGCCCAUGCUUAAGAAUGCAGGGAGAAGUGUGAGUCACGUCACAAGUAUUUCACGAGAAAGUCUAAGGACCCCGACCGUCAUGUUAAGGUAAAGCAGAGAGGCUCAGUGCUGAACAUGCUAAGGAGGCUGGACAAAAUCAGGUUCAGAGGUCAUAAGAGAGAUGACUUCCUCGACCUAGCAGAGUCUCCGAAUGCCUCGGACACCGAAUGUGGAGAUGAAGUGCCCCUGAGAAUACCUCGGACCUCGCCCCGGGACAGCGAGGAGCUGAGGGACCCUGCCGGUCCGGGGACCCUCAUCAUGGCUGCCGGAGUCCAGGACUUUAACCGGACAGAGUUUGAUCGAUUAAAUGAGAUCAAAGGCCACCUGGAAAUUGCCUUAUUGGAAAAGCACUUCUUACAGGAGGAGCUCCGCAAGCUGAGGGAGGAAACCAACGCGGAGCUGCUUCGCCAGGAGCUGGACCGCGAGCGGCAGCGGCGCAUGGAGCUGGAGCAGAAGGUGCAGGAGGUGCUGAAGGCCAGAACCGAGGAGCAGCCGGCUCCGCAGCCUCCGAAGGGACAGGCCCAGGUCAAUAACGGAGCAGACCGGCGGAGCCAGGGGCUGUGCCCCCGGGUCCAGAAGUGGUUUUACGAGAAGUUUGGGGAGUACGUGGAGGACUUCCGGUUCCAGCCCGAGGAGAGCACCGUGGAGACGGAGGAGCCCCUCAGCGCCCGGAGGUUGACGGAAAACAUGAGGCGACUCAAGCGCGGUGCCAAACCCGUCACCAGCUUUGUGAAGAACCUCUCUGCCUUAUCGGACUGGUACUCCGUCUACACGUCCGCCAUUGCCUUCACCGUGUACAUGAACGCCGUGUGGCAUGGCUGGGCCGUCCCCAUGUUCUUAUUCCUAGCAAUUCUGAGGUUAUCCCUCAAUUACCUCAUAGCCAGGGGCUGGAGGAUACAGUGGAGCAUCGUGCCUGAGGUGUCAGAGCCUGUGGAGCCUCCAAAGGAGGACCUGACCGUGUCUGAGAAAUUCCAGCUCGUGCUGGACGUCGCCCAGAAAGCCCAGAAUCUCUUUGGCAAGAUGGCCGACAUCCUGGAAAAGAUCAAGAACCUGUUCAUGUGGGUCCAGCCUGAGAUCACACAGAAGCUGUACGUGGCGCUGUGGGCCGCCUUUCUCGCUUCCUGCUUCUUCCCCUACCGCCUGGUGGGGCUGGCCCUGGGACUCUACGCCGGAAUCAAGUUUUUCCUGAUUGAUUUUAUCUUCAAACGCUGCCCGAGACUGCGAGCCAAAUACGACACCCCCUACAUCAUCUGGAAGAGCCUGCCCACGGACCCCCAGCUCAAAGAGCGCUCCAACGCCGCCGUGUCGCGCCGGCUGCAGACCGCCUCCUCGCGGAGCUAUGUGUCCAGCGCGCCCGCCGGCCUGAGCAAGGAUGAAGACACUGGUCGCUUUCAUGGUACCAAGAAAGGCAAUUUCCACGAGAUCUUUAACUUGACAGAGAACGAGCGACCACUGGCAGUGUGCGAGAAUGGCUGGCGCUGCUGCCUGAUUAACCGGGACCGGAAGAUGCCCACGGACUACAUCCGCAACGGGGUUCUGUACGUGACGGAGAAUUACUUGUGCUUCGAAAGCUCCAAAUCCGGUUCUUCCAAGAGAAACAAAGUUAUCAAGCUGGUGGACAUCACGGACAUCCAGAAGUACAAGGUCCUCUCUGUCCUCCCGGGUUCAGGCAUGGGGAUCGCCGUGUCGACGCCAUCGACCCAGAAACCGCUGGUGUUUGGUGCCAUGGUGCACAGAGACGAGGCCUUUGAGACCAUCUUCAGCCAGUACGUGAAAAUCACAGCGGCGGCGGCGUCUGGCACCGACAGCUAGUGUUGCUCCUCUGGGGAUGUUGCUGGAAGGUGUUGUUGUUGUUCUCUUUUUUCUUUGUUUUUUUUUUUUUUGUUUUUUUUUAAACGAUUUGAUAGUGGAAAAUCUUUGGACAUCCUGAUCUUUUGCAAUAAUUCCCCUCGAUCUAUGGUUUCUAUUGUGUUUCCCCUGCGUUUGAUGGACCCCCUCACGCAGGGGUGGGGCCGCAGCCAGUGCCAGCCCACCUGAUGGGUGAGGCGUGUCCCGUGGACGCAGAGGCAGGGGUCCGCGGAGGCCCACGGGAAGGAGGACACGCAGCGCGCGCCUGCCCCAGCCAGCGCCUGGCGCAGCGGCCGCCUCAAUGCCCCCGCCUGGGCAGAGCCCCCGCCGUGCCCCAGCCCUCCGGAGGCUGAAGCUCUUCCACACCAGAAGCCAUAGCUGAGGAGCACUCACGGCCCCUCCUCCCGGGGGUGAGGGACGUCGGUGCCCAGCAGCUCCGAGGCCCCUGCACCGUGGCCGGAAACGGGCCGGUCGGUCUCGCGCCUUCCCCUAGCGAGACCCCUGCUGCGCGUCCUCCCAGCGAGGCUGGGCCGGGAGCGCCAUCCGGCCUCCGCCCUGUGCUGCCCUUCAGUGGGGGCGGCGAUGCUGGGCUGCCCCACCUGCGCCGUCCUGAGGAGCCCCCGGGAGUCCCGGACGGGGUAACCGUGAGGACAGGGAGUGACGUGCUGGUAGAAGCACAUCGCUGUCGCGUUGCCCUGCGGGGAGCCCCGUGGAGCACGCCGCAAGGCCCGUGGGUCCGGGCUAUGCUCUCAGACGAAAAUCGGCCACGACGUGGCCUGUGCUGCCCUCCGCGUGAGGGAGGGGGCUCUGGGGUCCUGGUGGGGUAGGGACGGAAGCAGCCGGGCUUGUGCCACCCGGGGGUGCCAUACAGGGACGCUCCGGAGGGCACCAGCUUGGGGGAGCACCAGCUCGGGGAGCACUCCGGAGGUUUGGGGCCGGGCGGUCUGCACCCCUGGUGUCCGACGGUGUCCCCGAAGGAGGACGCGCAGCUGUGCGGGCGGCUCGCACCCAGGGUGGGGGUGGGGUGAGCCAGCACCCAUCCGCCCCACCCCUGCCGGAGGCCAGCAGUCCUGUGGCGGAGGCCGGGGUGGGGCGGGGGUGCUGUGUGGGGACAGGCCUGUGACGUCUGAAGGACAGGCUGAGACCGUGGCGGUCAGCGGUCAGCACACUUCCGACUCGACUACUCCGGCCCCUCGGCUUGUUCCAAGUCCUUUCGGGUGUCACUAGGAUUGUUUUUUGAAGAAACAGAAGAUUAUAUUUUUUACAGAGAGCAAGCUGUUUUUCUUAUUUUUGUAUCAUUUUUCAGAUGUAAUUUUUACCUUUGCUCCAAUCCUAAUUUGCUGGUUUGGGUGAGACCCGGUGGCAUCGCUCAAGCCCCCCUUCCCAGGGGACUGGAGCGCCACACUCCAGGGCCUGGGCAGCGCCCCCGGGGAGCCCCGCCGACCAGUCUGAUGAAGCACACCCCCCGCCCGGUCGGUGAGAUCUGAGGGCACCGCGGCCCCCACCGGCUCUGGCCCCGCCGGUCGCCCUUCCGUAACACCGGAGGCAGAACCCGCUCUAAACCCUGGCUUUGGCUGCCACAAAGCUGGACCGGCUCCCGUGGCCCCGGGGAGGGUCUCGGGCACACCUGGGGGAUGCCCCCCCCCAGCGGACCCUCCCUCCGUGCCCAAGGUGCGUGGGGACGGGCUGCAGGGUGAUCCCCCGGGGGCCGCUCACACCCCUCCCCAGGGCCGCCAAGGGGUCGGGGUGUGGCCUGUCUACGGGGUGGCCUCACCCUCUUCAGCCGAGGGGGUGGUUUGGUUUGAGUCCCUUUUGAGGAGAAAGGGAGAUGAAAACUGACCACGAGCUGAGCACGGCCACGGGGGGGAACGCGGACCCCUGUGGGCUCCGAGCCUCCUGGCCGAGAGCACCAUCGUUUCUAUUGAAUUGUGUAAAUCUGGGCAGAUGUUUCAUUUCUAUGACUAAUCACUGAACUAGAACGAAUGUUACAUUUUUCUACGUCUGAAGCUUCAGUCUAUUUUGGAUCCUGUAAAUAGUCGUUACUGCUGUCGUUUUUGUUCAACAAAAGGAUUGUACUGUAUGAAGAAACGAUGAAAAACCCCUGUAACAUUUUUUUAAGAAAACUUUGUUUGUUUAAAGAAGUCUUGUAUAAAUUAUAAUUUUUAUUUAAAUAAACCUGAAAUGCUUUGUGCUCA